Messenger RNA from Dromaius novaehollandiae (emu), 2139 nucleotides. It is a transcript of the gene PAX1, whose product is annotated as paired box 1. Lineage: Eukaryota; Metazoa; Chordata; Aves; Casuariiformes; Dromaiidae. Gene Ontology annotation, biological process: anatomical structure development; regulation of transcription by RNA polymerase II. The record is from RefSeq and is a predicted model, not a curated record. The transcript has 5 exons. Bases 254 to 1342 code for a protein of 362 amino acids. Gene Ontology annotation, molecular function: DNA-binding transcription factor activity, RNA polymerase II-specific; RNA polymerase II cis-regulatory region sequence-specific DNA binding.
CACGUCAAAUUGAUCCCAGCUAGCGGCGGGGGCUCCCCGCGAGCGGGGAACCGGCCAGCGCCGCCAGCGAGGCCCGCAGCCGCCGGGCUCCCCGCCGGCCCCCAGCGCAGCCGGGCCAGGGGCAGAGAGGCACCGGGGGGUCGCUGCCCCCCGCGGCUCCCGUGCCCUCUAUGCCGGGCCGGCUGCAGCGCGGCAGGCAGGCGCUGCUCCCUCCGCGGCCGGCGGCGACGCGGCGCAUCCCCGGUGCCGGGCGAUGGAGCAGAGCUACGGCGAGGUGAACCAGCUGGGCGGCGUGUUCGUCAACGGGCGGCCGCUGCCCAACGCCGUCCGGCUGCGCAUCGUGGAGCUGGCGCAGCUCGGCAUCCGGCCCUGCGACAUCAGCCGCCAGCUCCGCGUCUCCCACGGCUGCGUGAGCAAGAUCCUGGCCCGCUACAACGAGACCGGCUCCAUCCUGCCCGGCGCCAUCGGCGGCAGCAAGCCGCGGGUCACCACCCCCAACGUGGUGAAGCACAUCAGGGACUACAAGCAGGGCGACCCCGGCAUCUUCGCCUGGGAGAUCCGCGACCGGCUGCUGGCGGACGGCGUCUGCGACAAGUACAACGUGCCCUCGGUCAGCUCCAUCAGCCGGAUCUUGCGGAACAAAAUCGGGAACCUCUCCCAGCCCGGCCCCUACGACGGCAGCAAGCAGCCGCCGCCGCAGCCCGCCCUGCCCUACAACCACAUCUACCAGUACCCCUACCCCAGCCCCAUGGCCUCGCCGGCCGCCAAGGUGGGCGGCCACCCGGGAGCGCCCGUCACGGCGACCCAUGUCAGCAUCCCCCGCUCCUGGCCGUCGGCUCACUCCGUCACCAACAUCCUGGGCAUCCGGACCUUCGUGGAGCAGACGGGGGCUCUGUCCGGCAGCGAGGGGUCUGCCUACCCCCCAAAAAUGGAGGACUGGCCCGGCGUGAACCGAACGGCCUUCCCGCCGGCCCAGGGGGUCAACGGCAUCGACAAAGCCGCCGUGGAGGGAGAUAUCAAAUACCCGCAGCCUGCCGCGGGGCUCUCCGCCGUGGGCGGCUUCCUCCCGGCCUGCGCCUACCCGGCCUCCAACCAGCACGGCGUCUACGGCGGGCCCGGCGGCGGCUACCUGCCCCCGGGCCACCACUGGCCGGCCCAGGGCAACCCCCUGGCCCACCAUGGGCCCGGCGUGGCGGUGCACGGGGGCGACCUGGCCGCGGCGAUGGCUUUCAAGCACCCCGGCAGGGAAGUUGUGGACAGAAAACCUGCCAGCCCUGUAGGGAAAUCUCCGGAUUCUCUAAACACUAUCCAUGGACUUUCUAUCCCAGCCUCCUCUUCCUAGAGCCUGCAGAGCAUCAGUCAAGAGACAGUGAGUUUGGAAUAAGCACCUGCAGCUUUGAAACUAUAACUGAAGCCUGAAGUGCUACUGCAUCCAACAGGUGCCUGUGGAGAGAGCAGAAGUGGCUGGUUUGAAGCAAGCUCGGGCAAAAGAGGUUAUGUUCUUCAAUGGCAAAUUCAUGCACAAGUGAGUGUGAUCUGGACAUUCAUCCACACUGCCCUGAGGGAAACAUUAACCCCGAUCAGAUUGGAAAGGGAUGACAGAAGAGAAUCAGUCUUCCUUCCUUCUUUCUUUCUUUUUGUCUUUUUUUCUUUCAUUUUUUCUUUCUCCUUCCCACUGUCCAUGAAGACCAUUGGAUAGAGAGCAGCAAAUAUCUCUGUCCCAAAAUUAUUGUUUGAAGCAUCCCAGGCUUUAUCCUAGCCCAAGGGAGCACACUUCCUCCAGGGAGGGGUAUUUGGUUUUCGAAAGCCACAGCCAGACAGACUGUGCUAUGAAGCAUUAUCCUUGCAAGUCUUUCAGUGCCUCUGUCCCAGAGUGUAAAUGGACAAAUAUGCCACAACAUUUUAUGAUAUAUUUUUAUAAUAACAAACCUUAAUAAAAAGUGACUACCAUGGGCGCACACUGCUGAAUUCCUUCCCUGGUGCUGUGGGCCCUUGGAGUCUGAUUAAACACCACCAGCUUCUUCCAGCUUCCCUGAGCCUCAGAUUACAUCCUUUGGUUGCCUCUGCAUGGCAGAUACCCAGUGGGACCUCUGGGGGCACUUCGCUGGGAGGCACCACUUUUUUCUUGAUCUAUAUUUC